AUGGAGUGGAACUUUGCCACGCGUGAAUUAGGGGCUGAGAUUGAAUGCUCAGCGGUGGCGAUGGAUGGCCACGACGUGGCCACCCUGCUCCUGCCCCACCCUGCCACGCCUGGCGCGCAAGCUCGUCCCUUCUCCCCAGCUCCGUUUGGCGCUGCUGCCUCCUCUUUCAUCUGCGCCACCUUCGUCCGUACACCCGUGCAUCUCACCCUCACCUUUCCACACGAGGUGAACGUGGCGUGUGUGAUGCUGCGACCCAAGGUGAGCUCGCAAGUGGUGCAGGUAGUCUCGGUCGAAGUCGCUCCCUUUGCUGCUCCCGGCGCUGAGGGCGAAUGGAAGUAUCUCGGCUCGUAUGGCGAUCUGCACACGAAGCUCACACCACCCGACCACGACUCCGCCAGUGCCGUGCUGUUCUACAACCCCGGGUUUCGGGGCCGCGCGUUGGACUGGCAAGACCUCCCACCCAGCAGGUCGCCCGGACUGCCGGACAGGUCGCGGAUUCGCAUCGACAGGUCGGCCUACGCGCUGGCCAAGGUCAAGAAGCUCAAGAUCACCAUCAAGAAAAUGGAGCACAGCGGCUACGUGGGGUUGGCCGGCCUCGAAGUCUGGGGCCAGCCCGCGGCCUCGUGCGACAAAGCCACGCUCACCCGCGUCCACACACGCCUGUCUGCGCUCAAGCCCGAGCCUCAACCGCCGCGCAUCGCCCUCGAACGGCCACCUCAGCCAGAGUGGCUGGAGAAGCUCCGGCGGAUCCCCGCCGACGCGCUGCCGGCCCACUUCCUCGACCCCAUCACGUGCGAGGCCAUGCAGGACCCGGUCCUCCUGCCCUCCGGCAACGCCGUCGACCGGACCACCAUCGAGCGGCACCUGCGGAACCACUUGACCGACCCGUUCACGGGUCUGCCGUUAAAGCGGGAGGACCUGGUGGAGCACAGCUCGCUGCGCUACGAGAUAUACCGGUUCGCUUACACCUACCAACUGCCUCCAGGUAACCCCGCCGCUCCGCGAGCUGCAACUUUCAAUCAAUACCGUCGCGGCGUGCCCGCGGUGGUUGACCCUGCGGCUUCGGCCUUGGGCGCAGCGCUUGAGCAGCGGCUGAACGCAACCACCACUACCACGCGGCACAAGCGGCAACGUAUGAUCAGCGACGACGACGAAGACGAACGCGUAGAUAGAAAGCAGCCACGAGCGGACGACAACAAGCAAAGCACGGCACGACGCACGGCGUCUCCAUCGUCUGCCACUACACCGACAUCAUCGACAUCGACAUCAUCGCCAUGGGCACCCAUGACGAGAUACACCGUCACGAGGGACCGGCAGGGGAACGAAGUCAUCACGUUGGGCAGCGACGACGACGAAGACGACGACCAACAAGAGGAACAGAAACAACAAGUAACGAUCACGAUCGACGACGAAGUUGACGGCGGUGACGAAGACGAGCCCAAGAAAAGGAGGCCGCGAGAAGAACGAGGCGAGGAGGAAGAGAUCGUGGAGGAAGGUCGUGUCGUGCCGACCGCGUGUCUACAACAGGAAGGAGAGCGAUCCGUGUGCGUGGUGUGCGGAACGCAGCCGCCCGAGCUCGCGGUGGCGCUGCCCUGUGACCACCGAUGCUGCCGCUCGUGUGCGCUUCGGGCCAUUCGACAGCAGCAGCAGCAGCAAGCGCAGAAACAAGCGGCGUGUCCCACCUGCCGCCGACCCUUCGCCUUCAUCGACAUACGGCGCGUCCACUCCCCUGAACAAUAA
This is a messenger RNA of Acanthamoeba castellanii str. Neff, 1740 nucleotides long. Its product is annotated as Ubox domain containing protein. The transcript is spliced from 10 exons. Lineage: Eukaryota; Discosea; Longamoebia; Acanthamoebidae. Bases 1 to 1740 code for a protein of 579 amino acids. Gene Ontology annotation, cellular component: nucleus. Gene Ontology annotation, biological process: protein polyubiquitination. The record is from RefSeq and is a predicted model, not a curated record. Gene Ontology annotation, molecular function: ubiquitin protein ligase binding; ubiquitin-ubiquitin ligase activity.